AGUCGAGUGGGUGUCCAGAUGAGGGCGGGGACGAUGUUCGCUCAACUCUCCUUCCUGUCGCUUCACAGCUCGUCAGCACCACCCCUUCUAUUGUCGCCUUCACAGUCACCGGUUCCUUCCUCUUCUGGCGGCGAUGGUGAUACUGGCACCGGAGGGACGAGCUUCCUCCUCAAGUACUCCUCUAUGAGACCAGCUCCGCUUAAUUGCCACGCUUCUUCGGGAAGAAGACGGUUCCUUUACACGACUCUGUUGCCUGUUCUGCUUCCUCUUCUACACGACUCCUCUUCAACAUCCGAUGCUCUUGCGUCAGGGUUAAUAGAGGACUAUUCUUCAAGGGUGAGGAGUGAAAUAAGGAAAGUAAUGUCCAAAGCAAAGGCAGCUGGUGUUCUUCGCCUGGCUUUUCAUGAUGCGGGAACAUUUGAUGUGGAAGACAAUUCGGGUGGUAUGAACGGAUCCAUUGUUUAUGAGCUUGACAGACCUGAAAACGCUGGUCUCAAGAAGUCCGUAAAGGUAUUGCAGAAGGCCAAGGUGGAAGUGGACAAAUUGUUUUCUAUCUCUUGGGCGGAUAUGAUCUCUUUAGCAGGGGCAGAGGCAGUUUCAAUUUGUGGUGGCCCUGAAAUUCCUGUACGGCUAGGCAGGGUGGAUGCAGGGGUGCCUGACCCUGAAGGGAGGCUUCCCGAAGAAUCUCUGGAUGCCUCUGGUUUGAAAAAGAGCUUUAUGAGGAAAGGAUUUUCGACACAAGAUCUAGUAGUGUUGUCAGGAGCUCAUACUCUUGGUGGUAAGGGCUUUGGGAAUCCUAAUGUUUUUGACAACUCCUACUUCAAGAUACUUCUGGAGAAACCAUGGAAGUCUUCAGGGGGCAUGGCAAGUAUGAUUGGGCUUCCAUCAGAUCAUGAACUAGUUGAAGAUGACGAAUGCUUAAGGUGGAUCACAAUGUAUGCAAGUAAUGAACAAAAGUUCUUUGAAGAUUUCAAGGAUUCUUACGUUAAGCUUGUGAACAGUGGAGCACGUUGGCAAAUAUCAUAGAUAGGCUGCCACACAUUGUCACAGUUUGCCAAAUAGGGUCACCAUGAAGCUGCAUCAUCAAUGGUAAUAACCAGGUGCACCUGGUCGUUCUCUAGUGUAAUUCUUUGUAGCUUCUUCAUAAUCUUGACAAAUGAUGGUCUGUGGUAUAUAGCUUUUUGCCCAAAUCUUCUCCUGAUGCAUUUCAAAAUCUUCGUUCGACUGUCUUUCUUCCCUAACAGUUGAUCUGGUUAAGCUACAACACCGUUUUUCUGCUUUCCAAAUUGAACCCUGUAUUUUCUGCAAAGGAACGUCGUUUUGUGGUGGUGUAAGAUGUCACAUGAUCUUCUCUCUCUA
Messenger RNA from Nymphaea colorata (pocket water lily), 1359 nucleotides. RefSeq names its product putative L-ascorbate peroxidase 6. The transcript has 10 exons. Gene Ontology annotation, molecular function: heme binding; peroxidase activity. Gene Ontology annotation, biological process: response to reactive oxygen species; hydrogen peroxide catabolic process; cellular response to oxidative stress. The coding region runs from base 19 to 1026 and encodes 335 amino acids. Lineage: Eukaryota; Viridiplantae; Streptophyta; Magnoliopsida; Nymphaeales; Nymphaeaceae. The record is from RefSeq and is a predicted model, not a curated record.